Messenger RNA from Glycine soja, 1293 nucleotides. RefSeq names its product RNA-binding protein 2-like. The transcript has 6 exons. The record is from RefSeq and is a predicted model, not a curated record. The coding region runs from base 191 to 952 and encodes 253 amino acids. Gene Ontology annotation, molecular function: mRNA binding. Lineage: Eukaryota; Viridiplantae; Streptophyta; Magnoliopsida; Fabales; Fabaceae.
CAUCCUCUCCCUCCGUACUAUUUUCUCCUUAAAAAAACGGAAAGAGUGGACUUGAAAAAUUUCUCUUUUAUUUGCAGAAACGAGCCAAGGCUUAGGGUUUGGUCUUUUGGUGUUUUUGCGAAUUAGGGUUUGUGAUUUGAUCUCCAUCUUCACCAAUCACCAUUACCAUAACUUGAUCUUCUCUCUCGCCAUGACGGACGGCUUCUGGAAUCGGCAGCAGCAGCAGCCGCUUCAACCUUCUUCCGCCAUGCUCAAACGACCUCGUACUGAAUAUGAUAUGUCACCUUCUGGUCUGACAGGGGGUAAUGAGAUGCAUAAUUAUAUUGCUCGAAAUGAUGACCAUACCGGUCAUCGAAUGCUAAAGGACACUAAAACACUUGGAUCUGCUUAUGACCGCUACCUUCAAAGUGCAGGGCAGCUUACUUCGUUUAAUUCUGGGGAAGCCAGUGCAAUUGGUGGUGUUGGAUUGGGAAGGGGUGUUGGUGGAUUACCACGCCAUUCACUAACUGAUCCUGCUGUCAUGGGGCAUCCUGGUGGUGGUCAUGAUCUUGCACGAAAUGGACGGAAUGUCAAUUAUGGCGGUCAGUUAACAGUAGAUGCAGCUUCCAUGCCUGGACCUGAGACUGUACCUCUUCCCCCAGAUGCUUCAAGUACUUUAUAUGUUGAAGGUCUCCCAUCUGACAGCACAAGAAGGGAAGUGGCUCAUAUUUUUCGCCCUUUUGUUGGAUAUAGAGAAGUAAGGCUUGUGAGCAAAGAAUCCAAACAUCGUGGUGGAGAUCCUCUAAUCCUUUGUUUUGUGGAUUUUGCAAAUCCGGCCUGUGCAGCAACUGCUCUGAGUGCAUUGCAAGGUUAUAAAGUUGAUGAACUCAAUCCUGAGUCUAGUCACUUGCGGCUUCAGUUCUCUCGGUUUCCUGGUCCCAGAUCUGGACCUGGACCUCGUGGCAAGAGGUGAGCUGGUCUACUGAAGACAUUUAGAUUUUAUGCUGGUCUUCCAUUAUCAGGGGUGAGAAAUAUUCAUGAAUCAGUGUUCACAUGCAAAUUUAGUCUCUCCCUCCUAGUCCUGGCUACAAUCCUAGUUAUAGAGCUCGCGAGGUGCACAUAGUAUUUUUACAGGCUAAUAUCAAACUACAAUUGCAUUAUGAGCAAAAUCUAACAUGGAGAUUUUUGGGAUGGGCCUAGUCAAUUUACUGUGUUGUAUAAAUAUUGAUAAUUUUAGUAUGAACCUAUCAGUCAUAUUAUGACAUCACAUUAUUAUAUUUAUUAAUUUAUUGAUUACCUCUCUUAUUAUCCCUA